Centropristis striata (black sea bass) is the source of this 1064-nucleotide messenger RNA. It is a transcript of the gene hacd4, whose product is annotated as 3-hydroxyacyl-CoA dehydratase 4. The record is from RefSeq and is a predicted model, not a curated record. Lineage: Eukaryota; Metazoa; Chordata; Actinopteri; Perciformes; Serranidae. Gene Ontology annotation, biological process: sphingolipid biosynthetic process; fatty acid elongation; very long-chain fatty acid biosynthetic process. The coding region runs from base 143 to 811 and encodes 222 amino acids. The transcript is spliced from 7 exons. Gene Ontology annotation, cellular component: endoplasmic reticulum membrane. Gene Ontology annotation, molecular function: 3-hydroxyacyl-CoA dehydratase activity.
CAGUAAGAGGCGGGUCUCUGUUCAGUAGGAGAAAACUGACACAAACUGCAGCACAAAAUGAUUCUCCACCAACAGAGGCAGAUACUAUAAGUAACUCCUCGAACCUGCAGCCAAAGGAGCAGAAGGAGACUUGAGAAAGAGAAUGUUCAGCUUCAGACACGGUUACAUUUUCUUGUAUAACCUGUUCCAGUUCUGUGGACACACAUGGAUACUAGCUAAUACCAUCGCCAGGUUUCUCACAUUUGGUCGAGAUGCCUUAGCAGACACAUUUUAUUCUGUUGGCUUUGUGAUGAGUCUGUGCCAGCUGGUUUCCAUCCUGGAGUUGUUUCAUAUCGCAGAUGGGAUUGAGAAAGCCAGACUCCUCCCUCGCUUCGUCCAGGUUGUGGAGAAGAACCUCCUGCUGAUCAUGGUCAUCAUGCUUGAGGAGAUUCAGAGUAAACCAGUUGUGUGCGCUCAGUUCUUCUUGUGGAACAUUCUGGACCUCCUGCGGUACCCACAUGAGCUGUUGUGUGUUAUGGACAAACCCUCCAUCGCCAUGCUGUGGACUCGCUACACACUCUGGAUCCCCUUAUACAUCCUCUCAGUGGCCACUGAAGGUGUCACUAUAUACCAGGCACUGCCUUAUAUUGAGCCAACAACAUCAAACACAUGCCAACUGAAUUCAACGGUGUCAGCACACAUCCAGCGGCCUGUUGUCCUGAUGCUCUACUUGCCUGUUCUUGCUCUUGGAGCCUCUGUUACAGUCUGGCAGCUGCUGAAAGAGAGAAAACACCGACUGGAGAAAUGGAACAAAAAAAUGAAAAGGAAGUGACAGAAUGAAUGUUUGGAUGGUUUAAGUCUUUCAUGCAAAUUUCUCUGAAGUUUAAUUUCAGCGGUGACUGUUACUUUUUGAAUUCGGUGAGUAAGAUGUUAUCAUUUAACCCACUGAAGCCUGAAACGCCUGUAAAACCUCUGGGCGAUUUUAAAAUAAACCCCUAAAAUCUGAAGUUUUUCUGUAAAUUCAACAGAAAUGUCAACGCUUCUACGAAAUAAUAGAUUUUUCAGCCUCUGUAGCAGAUAGAAAU